Messenger RNA from Diplodia corticola, 2424 nucleotides. Its product is annotated as condensin complex component cnd2. The record is from RefSeq and is a predicted model, not a curated record. Gene Ontology annotation, molecular function: chromatin binding. The transcript is spliced from 4 exons. Gene Ontology annotation, biological process: mitotic chromosome condensation. Lineage: Eukaryota; Fungi; Ascomycota; Dothideomycetes; Botryosphaeriales; Botryosphaeriaceae. The coding region runs from base 1 to 2424 and encodes 807 amino acids. Gene Ontology annotation, cellular component: condensin complex.
AUGCCGCGCGCCCGCGACCGCUACUCGUCCGCCGCGACGCCCCACAAGCACACGCCCAUCAAGGUCCCGCUCAAUGACGACAAGCAGGAGAAGGCCAAGCGCCUCCAGUCGCGCCAGGCCCUUCAUGAGACCCAGAUGAACCAGAUCCGCGCCGCCGCCACCCCCGUGCGCCGCCGCCAGACCCUCACCGGCCAGAGCCAGUACACUGCCGGCGAGAAUGACGACAGCUUCCUCGUCGGCGGUGACGCCGUCACCCCCAUGAAGCGCGUGCCGAUCCUGGCCAAUUUCGAGGAGUGGAUGAAGAUGGCCACCGAUAACAAAAUCAAUGCAAACAACUCCUGGAAUUUUGCCCUCAUCGACUACUUCCAUGACAUGUCGCUCUUGAAAGAGGGCGACAGCGUCAAUUUCCAGCGUGCCAGUUGCACUCUCGACGGCUGCGUCAAGAUCUACACGAGCAGAAUCGACAGCGUCGCUACCGAGACCGGAAAGCUGCUUAGCGGUCUGGCUACCAGCAACGAUAACAAGAGGCGCAAGGGAGACGACGCAGAUGGAGAUGCCGACGACGACGAAGAAGAGGGCGAGGAUGGCCAGAGGAAGAAGGCCCGCAAGCGCGCCCAGCGGUCCGCUGAGUCGACCUUGGCAUCCUCGUUCGCACAACUGCAGUUGAAAAAGAUGGACAUGGAGCUGUCGGUGGACCCGUUGUUCAAAAAAGCCUCCGCAGAUUUCGACGAGGGCGGUGCAAAGGGUCUGUUGCUAAACCACCUGGCCAUUGAUGCCACUGGUCGAAUUGUCUUCGACAGCAGCGACGACAUCGAGCCUGCACAGCCGGGAGCCGAGGAGGACGACCAAGCACAAGAACAGGAACAAGACGGAGAUGCGAUGGACGUUGAUGGCGGCGAAGAGACUAAGCCGGAGCCGGAAUCGAACCAUGCGGAUAUCGACAUUGCGGGGCUAGCGGCCAAGUUCUUUCCGGAUCUGUCAGUCCUCGACGGCCAAGACAUCUGCCCCUCGCUGAAGGAUUUCGAUCUAAGCGAUCCAAAUGCUACGAAUUUGCCAUUUUUGAAAGCGCCUGAUGACUGGAGGAAUGAUGCUCAGGAUGACGAUGAAAAAGACGAUGGUGCCGGUGGAUUUCUUGCGGGUGGGUUCGACGAUGACGACGACCUGGGCGCAUUCGACCUGCCUGCCGAAACCGGGUUUGGUGAAGGCGGUGAGGUCUGGGCAAGGGAAGCAGCUUUGGAAACUCAAAUGCGCGUGCACACCAUGGGACCGGAUGGCGAGGGCCGUGGUGGCGAAGAGGGAAUGGAUGAAGACGGAGGCUUUGACGGGGAUUACGGCGUCACAUUAACAGCAGGUCGCGAGCAAGACCAGGAGAACAUCUUGAACUACUUCGACAAAGCAUUAUCGAAGAACUGGGCCGGCCCGGAACAUUGGCGUAUCAGGAGAAUAAAGGACAGCAACAAGGCGAACGAACCUGCACCGACCAAGAGAAAAGAAAAAGAACCCUUCCAGAUCGAUUUUUCUGCCCCCAUGGUGCAGUCGACAGCCGAUGCGCUGUUCACGCCGGCAGCCACAUCAUCCUCCAUUCUGUUACCCAAGGCUCAGUGGAAAUCCAAGAGCCGAAAUUUGCUGCCUGACGACAAGCAUUUCAGCUCCCGCCAACUACUUCGCCUUUUCUUGAAGCCCAAGGCACGCCUGGGUGCAGGGAUGCGCAUUAAAUCGGGCCUCAGCAACGGCCGGGGUGAAAACCAAAAGCAGCAGGAGCCUGAGGGUGAAAUGGACGAAGUUUUCUGGGCACGUAACGAGGAGCACCGUGGCAAGUCCCCAGAGAACGAAGAGGUGCCCGCACAAGCCGACUAUGAUGCCGAUUUCUUCCAAGACGAUGGGCUCGGAGCCGUAGGUGGAAUUGACGAUAGCGACAUAUUUGCCGAUGCACGCGAGAUGUUUUCACCACCACCAGAGUUCACACAAGGCGCGCAGCCCGGCGAUGCCAGCGUGCUCAACGGCAACCAGGAAGGCGCGUUUGGUACACAACUCGUUACCCAGAGCCGAAGGUUACGGCCUGAGUACGUCCAGUACGCGCGUGUGGCGAAGAAGGUGGAUGUACGACGGUUAAAGGAGGAGUUGUGGCGCGGCAUCGGCAUCGGGGAUCCUGAGGAGAACCUAGAUGAUUCCAUCCUGCAACGCAAAACCCCCGCCCCGCCCGCGCAAAUGGCUGAGGAUGGGUCGCUCAAGUUCACCGACGUUGUCAAUAACCUGCAGACAGUCUACCCCAAGAAGCAGCUGGCGGAUAUUUCUACGAGCUAUUGCUUCAUUUGCUUAUUACAUCUGGCCAACGAGAAAGGGCUGGUCAUCGAGAACCAGGAGAACUUCACUGACCUCACCAUCAGAAAAGACCCACGAGCAAUUCCUGAAGGCAUGGAAUAA